Messenger RNA from Lichtheimia ornata, 5649 nucleotides. RefSeq lists its product as uncharacterized. The transcript has 15 exons. Lineage: Eukaryota; Fungi; Mucoromycota; Mucoromycetes; Mucorales; Lichtheimiaceae. The record is from RefSeq and is a predicted model, not a curated record. Gene Ontology annotation, molecular function: ATP-dependent chromatin remodeler activity; ATP binding. Bases 1 to 5649 code for a protein of 1882 amino acids.
AUGACGCAUCCUCAAGAUAUGUUCCAGAAUUAUAUGGCAUCUCCUGGUUACCAAAUGACACCAGAACAGGAGCAACAACAACAACAACAACACUUUUCUCCACAUGCCACUCCGCCCUCUCAACAACCAAUGCAUCCUGGUCUUGCCAACAUGCACAAUACACCUCAAGCAGCAGCCUUCUCCCCAUCAGCAGGUUUCCCUGUUCAAAUGUAUCCACCGCAAUUUACACCACAACAACAGCAGCAGCAACAACAACAACCAUCUCCACAGCAACAGCAGCAGCAGCAGCAUCAUCAUCAUCAUCAGCAGCAGAUGAAUUUUGCAGCUGCUCAAGGAAUGCAUUUUCCACCAAAUCAAAACAUGCGUUUUCCUCCAGGUCAAAUCCCUUUUCAACGCCCUCCACCACCACAGCAGCAGCAACAACAACAACCCGUCAUGAAUCCAAAUGCACCUCCACCACCUCAUCCUGGCAUGAUGUAUAAUAAUCCAGCAGCUUUUAUGCAGCAACACCCUCAACAGGCAAUGCAUCAACAAGGCAUGCGUCCAAUGCCUAAUCCUCAAUUCAUCAACACCUUCUCCAGGUCACCUAAUGGUUAUCCAAUGCAGGCUGUAGCUGCUUCAAGCCCCAUAAACCCAUAUCAACAACAACAAAUGCAGCAACAAAUGUACCAUCAACAGCAGCAGCAACAUCAGUUCAUGCACGCUAGACCACCUACGCCACAACAAUAUCAACACCAGAUCCAGAUCCAGAUGCAGCAACACCAUCACCAACAGCCACAUCAACAGCCACCACAGCCACAAGCACCUCCUCGCCCUCGACGUGCCGCUCGCAACACAAAGAAAAAGGUCACUUAUGAGGAAUCAUCUGAAGAUGAAGAAGACUUGUCUUUCCUCGAAGAGAUGGAUCAAGGCGAUGAUAGUGAUUUUGAGGAUGGUGAUGAUUAUGGUUCCAAGAAGAAAAAGAACAAGGCUCAGGCCAUGCCAGAACCUGAAGAAACCGUUUUUAUCCCCAUUGGCACCAAGGUUUUCGAAAAGAUUCUUGAUUAUCGAACCAAUGAUGAGACACAAGAAGAAGAAUUGCUUGUCAAGUACAAGAAUAUGAGUUAUCAUCAUAUCGAAUGGGUACCUCUUGAACAAAUUGAAGGAGAGCAUUUGGGCAAGCAUCGUGUCAAGAAGUUUUUGAAAAAGUGGCAUGAAGAUGGUCAACGAGGUGAAGAUUUCCGUGAUUACCUAAAGGUGGAUCGUGUGAUUGACGAAGGUGAAUUGACCGAUCCUCUCACCGAUGAGAACAAGAUCUACUUUUUGGUAAAGUGGAAUGGCCUGUUUUAUGAUUCAAGUACAUGGGAAACCGAAGAUGAUCUUCGUCAGAUCGAUGCGGUCAAGAUUGAUGAAUUCCACGCACGACGUCAAAUUCCACAACACAAGCUUGUCAAUCCUCCACCACGACCUAUUCCCAUGGUGACACCUUUUACCCACUAUGAUCGCUCUCCCAUGUAUCGUUUUGGCAAUGAGCUUAGAUCAUAUCAGCUUGAAGGUCUCAAUUGGCUCCGAUUUUGUUAUUACAACUAUCGCUCUUGUAUUCUUGCUGAUGAAAUGGGUUUGGGCAAGACCGUGCAAUCCGUGGCCCUGUUGAACGACAUUUAUCAUAAUCUCUGCAUCCGUGGUCCAUUUUUAAUUGUGGCACCCUUGUCAACUAUUCCUCACUGGAUUCGUGCUUUCAAUGCUUGGACGGAUUUGAACGUGAUUGAUUUCCGUGGCAGCAACCAAGCACGCAACUUGAUUGUGGAAACCGAAUUCCAUUACAAGGACAUGCAAGGAAAUACCAUCCCUAACCGAUACAAGUUUGACGUGCUCAUCACAACUUAUGAGAUGGCAUCUGCUAGUGCACAUAUUUUGCGUGAAAUCCAAUGGAAGAAUGGUGUCUUUGAUGAAGCUCACAGAUUGAAGAAUAAGCAAUCCAAGGUGCUUGAGAUCUUAAAGACCUUUUACAUUGAGCACAAGCUUCUAUUGACUGGCACUCCUUUGCAAAACAACCUUGACGAAUUAUACAGCUUGUUGAACUUUAUGCAACCCGAAAUCUUCAAUGAUGAGAAGUUAUUCUUUGCAGAAUUCGGCACCUUGCAGACAGCAGCCCAAGUCGAGAAACUUCAAGCUCUUUUGAAACCUAUCAUGUUGCGUCGUUUCAAGGAAGAUGUUGAAAAGACAAUUCCCAUCAAGGAAGAAACCGUCAUUGAAGUCGAGUUGACCACACCACAAAAGAAAUGGUAUCGUGCCAUCCUUGAAAAGAACUUCAGCUUCCUCAAAAAGGGAUCCAAGACCAACAAGGAGAUGCCUCAGCUUCGAAAUAUCAUGAUGCAGCUUCGCAAGUGCUGUAUCCAUCCCUAUCUUCUUGAAGGUGCAGAGGAAGUGAUUCUUUCCGAAUGCCACGCUGAUGGUCCUCGUGAACAAUUCAAUUGUUUGGUUCAAUCCUCGGGUAAAUUGGUCUUGAUUGACAAGCUUUUACGCAAAUUGAUCACUGGCAACCACAAGGUGUUGAUUUUCUCCCAAUUCACAAGCUGCUUGGAUAUCUUGGCCGAUUAUUUGCGUGGACGAAGCUAUGCAUACGAGCGUAUUGAUGGCAGUAUUCCUGGUGAUCAACGUCAAGCUGCUAUUGAUCGUUUCACAACACUUCCUAUUGAAGAAUCUUUUGUCUUUUUGCUUUGUACCAGAGCAGGUGGUGUUGGUAUCAAUUUGACGGCUGCCGAUACAUGUAUUAUCUUUGACAGCGAUUGGAAUCCACAAAACGAUUUGCAAGCCCAAGCCCGUUGUCAUCGUAUUGGUCAAACUAAGCCGGUCCAAAUCUAUCGUUUGAUUUGUCGCAACACCUAUGAAAAGGAUAUGUUUGAUCGCGCUGGUAUCAAGCUUGGUUUGGAUAAGGCUGUGAUGCAACGUUCUGGAAACACCGUUCAAGAUGAAGGAGGAGCAAACGGCAAACACGAGCUCACCAAGAAGGAGAUUGAAGACUUGCUAAAGAAGGGUGCUUAUGGUGCCGUGUUGGAUGAGGAAGCAAGUACCCAAUUCUGUGAGGAAGACAUUGACCAGAUUCUUGAGCGUCGUACACGUGUCAUUCGUCACGAAGGCAAUGAAAAGGGAUCCGUUUUCUCCAAGGCUACCUUCUCUGCUGGUGAAGACAACAUGGGUGUUGAGAUCGAUGACCCUGACUUUUGGGAGAAAUGGGCAGCCAAGGCCAAUAUUGAUGCUACUGAAGAAGUGGAUGAAAACAACCUCAUCGUGUAUGAACCUCGUCGUCGUCGUGCCGUACAACGCUUUGGUAGCCGUCCUGCUGAUGGAUCCUAUUCUUCGAACGACAAUGCUGAUGAUUCGGAUGCCUAUGAGGAAGAACCUGAACGUGGAAGCAGUCGUCGACGUGAUCAAAUGCGCUUAUGGAGCUUAUCAGAAAAGACAAAGUACGAACGCAAGCUUAUGAUUUAUGGCUAUGGUCGUUGGGAUUUGAUGAAGCCACACUUCCCUCGUCGAUCUGAAAAGGAUCUCAAGGCUGUUACGCGAGCCCUUAUGCGCAAGGUGGUUCCUACAAUCGAGCGCAACAAUGAUGAAGAUCGCAAACUUGUCGAUGAUAUCGAAUACAUUCUUGAAUCCGAUUGCCGUGACGAGCCACGUGGUGAUCGAACCGUGCCCUAUUCGAAUGCCAACAAGAAGCAAAUUGCUGAAUUCAGAUCAUUCCUAUUGGAAGCACCUGCCGACUAUAUCGAGCACAUUGAGCGAAAGGGACGCAAUUUCUUGUUACGUAUCCAAAUGUUAUACUUGAUCCGUGACAAGAUUAUGCCUAAGCGUUGGGAGGAUGCAAAGAAGCUUGAGAUCCCCAAGGUUACCGGUUCUAUUCCUGCACCAUGGUGGGGUGCUGAUGAAGACCGUGCUUUGUUGUUGGGUAUCUGCAAGCAUGGCUAUCAGCAAUAUUUGGCAAUGCGCAAUGACCAGGAGUUUUGCUUUUAUGGAAGAAAGUAUGAUGAUAGUCGUGCCGGUGCAUUGGAGGAUGAUGACGGUCCACCAGCAUCGAAUGGCAAAAAGGAAGACACACCUGAAGUUGACGAUGACGACAAGGAUUACAAACCAGCCGAUGGUGAUGAUGAGCAAGUUUAUGUAUGGCCAUCCAAGGCUGAUAUUGGCAUGCGACUCCGCCGUAUCAUUGCAGCCUUCUUGCGUGAAAAAGCCAAUGAUGUUCGAAAGCGCAAGUUGCAUGAGAAGGAAGCAAAGAAGGAACGUGAUCGCAAAUCAAGAAUGCGUGAACGUGAAUCUCGUCAACAACAACGUUUGAGAGCCAAGCAACAAGAAGCUGCCAACCGAUGGUCCAAAAAGAAUCGAGCUGACUUUUUAAAGACCAUCUUAUCGUUCGGUACAGAAACGGUGCCUGAUGAGGCUGAUGUGAGAUGGGGUCGAUUCAAGGAACUUGCAGGCUUGGAAAAGAAGACCGAUGAAUCACUCGACUUGUAUUUGACAAAGUUCAUUGCAUCAUGCAAAGAAGUGCUCAAGCAUCACAAGCAAGAGGAUGAUGAUAAGAAACCAAAGCAACAAGGUGACGAUGCCGAAGCACCCACAUCUACAAAUGGCGAUGGUGAGAAUGCGGAUGGCUCCACUUCACAAUCACUUGCCAAUCCUGAUGCCGCUGCAGCUGCUGCUGACACUUCCAAUGCUCAUUCUCCAGCAGCAAAUGAUGAUUCCGGUGAUCAUGACUAUAACGGUGAUGGCGAUGUGGAUGUCGAUUUGGACCUUGUGCCAUAUGAUAAGGCUCGACGUGCUCUUAAACGUAUUGAGCAAAUGAAGACGAUCCGUGAACAAGUGAUGGUAAACCCUGAGCUGGACUCAUUGUUGGAGAAAGGACGAAAGACAUCAGGAUUGCCUGGAUGGUGGCAAGUGCCUUUACAUGACAAGGGUCUUUUGCAAGGCAUCUGCAAGCAUGGUAUUGGUCGCAAUGAUCUUUUGCUCAAUGAUCCAGAACUUCCAUUUUUCGAGAUCAAGCAGCGUGUGGUAGAGGAAGAAUCCAUUGAGGACCCUGAGGGAGAAGGUGCACCUACUGUGAUUGAAAAAUUGGCUUGGCCUCGUGAUUUGGUUGUUGCACGACGUAUUGAUGCCUUGUGUGAGCAAGUGUUACGACCCAAACCACCACCCAAACGACCUGCCUCUAGCCGAAAACGGAAAAAUCCCGAUUCUUCCAAACAAGACAAGAAGCAAGGAUCCAAUAACGAUGCCACAAAAGGAAAUACAGCCAACAAUGAGGAAGGGAAGGAUGGUGAUUAUGAUGAAGCACCCAUGUCUUCACCUGUUUAUGGCGGAUACAGUGACAGUGGUGAAGAUACCGAUACGAUGCUUGAGGAAGCUUCGCAAAGAAUGAACAAGCGUUUCAAGAAUCAACAUGAGGAGGAUGCGGAGGAGGAGGAAGAGGUACCUAGUGAACCCAAUACGACUGCAAGCGCUGGCGCUGUUCCACCACCACCCGAACCAUCCAAUGAAUCAAGUCAUGCACAAGAGGUGCCCACUAUUGCUGCUACUGCUGCUACAGCCGCAACAGGGGAUAAUAACUCAUCGGAUGAUGACAUGACUGAUUCUGAAGAAGAAGGUGAAGAUACGCCCAUGGUCCCAUCUGGCAACUUUUGA